AUGACAAUGGUUGACACAAACAUAAAAGAUGAAAGCCCAAAAUCAAACUUAAGUCCUCAAAAGGAUGUAGAUCAAUCAGUUAUUCCACUGUCAUCUACAUCAAAAGAAGAAGAAGAAGAAGAAAAAGAAGAAGAAGAGGUUGAAGAAGAAGAAGAAGAAGAAGAAGAAAAAGAAGAAGAAGAAGAAGAAGAGGUAGAAUAUUAUGAAGAAGAGAUAGAAGAAGAAGAAGAAGAAAAAGAAGAAGAAGAGGUAGAAUAUUAUGAAGAAGAGAUAGAAUAUUAUGAAGAAGAGAUAGAAUAUGAAGAAGAAGAAAAAGAAGAGGUAGAAUAUGAAGAAGAGAUAGAAUAUGAAGAAGUGAUAGAAUAUGAAUUAGAUGAAGAAACAAACAAGGAAAGUGUUGUGAAAGAAGAUGAGAAGAAAGAUAAAGAAUCACAAAACAGUGAGGAAUUAAAUGAGAAUUUAGAGAGUAAAGAAAAGAGAGGUAGAUAUAGGGACAAGAACAAGAACACAAAGACGAGUGUUGUGAAUGGAGAUAAUAAACCAUAA
Lactuca saligna is the source of this 546-nucleotide messenger RNA. NCBI's taxonomy places the organism in Eukaryota, Viridiplantae, Streptophyta, Magnoliopsida, Asterales, Asteraceae. The record is from the annotation of a GenBank genome assembly.